CGGCUACGUCACAUCCGGUCUUCAUCAACGCCGUCAGUGUCAAAGCUAGCAAACAAGAAGCUUUACGUGACACUACAUUUUUUUGAGGAAAUAUCAGCGAUUGCUUUGAUUUUAACACAACGUGAUCGGCUCUUUUCAGGUUUGUAAAUGCUGUCCAGAUAUUUCACGCGGCGAGUGAGUGAAGUGUAAAUUUUAGCACCAGUCGAAGCUAAAUAGAAGAACACGUUGUCUGGCUGCUCCUCUUUGUCAGAUAGUAGGUCACCGUUACUGCGUGGGUAGCUCGGUAACUUGUGCUCAGGAUGCCAUGCCACAACCAACAACUAAACAAUAUCAGCAGUGGCCAGGAGCACCCGAUGAAGCAGGUACGGUUUGCUAACAGCAACAGUAGUAACAGCAGCAGUGUGUCCGCAGUAGUGUCCGACAAUGAGCCAAGUGAUGCCAGUAGACAGACCGUUAGUAACCAAGAAAACCUGGGACCUCAGCUCAAACUGCUGCCUCUCAACGACCAGAUCCGAGAGUUACAGACUAUCAUCAGAGACAAGACGACCAGCAGAGGCGAUUUUGUGUUUUGUGCUGACCGACUGAUCAGGCUAGUUGUUGAGGAGGGUCUGAAUCAGCUCCCCUAUUCAGAGUGCACUGUGACCACACCGACAGGGUACAAGUAUGAAGGUGUCAAGUUUGAAAGAGGCAACUGUGGAGUCAGCAUUAUGAGGAGUGGUGAGGCCAUGGAGCAGGGUCUCAGGGACUGCUGCCGCUCCAUCCGAAUCGGCAAGAUCCUCAUCCAGAGUGACGAAGAGACACAGAAAGCCAAGGUCUAUUAUGCCAAGUUCCCUCCAGAUGUGUACCGGAGGAAAGUGCUGCUCAUGUAUCCCAUCCUUAGUACAGGAAACACUGUGAUUGAGGCAGUGAGGGUGCUGAUAGAGCACGGAGUCCAGCCCAGACAUAUUAUCCUUCUCAGCCUCUUCUCCACGCCUCAUGGAGCCAAAUCUAUAAUCCAGGAGUUCCCAGAUAUCACCAUUUUAACUACAGAGGUUCAUCCAGUGGCUCCAACACAUUUUGGACAGAGGUACUUCGGCACCGAUUAAACAAAGGGCAACCUGAGGGACAUGAUCUGCAAAUUGUCUUGAGCAUACUUGGUCUUGUUUAUUUAAAUGUAUUUCAUGUUCUCCUUGUUGUGCCAAAUACUGCCACUUUAUUUCCAAAGGUCCUAAAAUGAUUUAAAAAAAA
This is a messenger RNA of Sphaeramia orbicularis (orbiculate cardinalfish), 1227 nucleotides long. RefSeq names its product uracil phosphoribosyltransferase (FUR1) homolog (S. cerevisiae) (gene uprt). The coding region runs from base 300 to 1085 and encodes 261 amino acids. The transcript has 7 exons. Lineage: Eukaryota; Metazoa; Chordata; Actinopteri; Kurtiformes; Apogonidae. The record is from RefSeq and is a predicted model, not a curated record.